Ramularia collo-cygni is the source of this 2514-nucleotide messenger RNA. RefSeq lists its product as uncharacterized. Gene Ontology annotation, biological process: proteolysis. The transcript is spliced from 5 exons. The record is from RefSeq and is a predicted model, not a curated record. NCBI's taxonomy places the organism in Eukaryota, Fungi, Ascomycota, Dothideomycetes, Mycosphaerellales, Mycosphaerellaceae. Gene Ontology annotation, molecular function: serine-type peptidase activity. The coding region runs from base 1 to 2514 and encodes 837 amino acids.
AUGAAGGACCUCAUCCUUCUGGGUUCGCUGCUUGCCGGCAUUGUUCAUGCUUCGCCACCACAAUAUCCUUCCAAGUACAAGAGUCAAACAUAUGUGUUAACGAAGCCGAGUGUGUACACUCCAGCGCAGCCCACGGCAUCUUUACCGCCUGCAUGGCAUGGAAGCAACGUUACGACAACUAUCACAGCCACUACGAUCACGACCUUGACUUCCACUGCGUCGUAUGGAACUCCAUCAAUUCCUUCAACUUAUCCGAGCGGAUCACCAAGUUCCAGUACUGUGGUUCCCGGCAAUGCUUGUGCCAGCAUUCGUGAGCUUGCAUUGUCCUCUAUUGGCUCUGCUAUACCAGAUGCGACCCCGACGGCUACAGCAACGGUGCCAGCCAAGCUUGCAUAUGAAUGCAUCAACAGUGUCCCAUUCAACGCCUCCGCAGCGGUCGCGCUCAUGGACUCGAUCAGACCUUACCUAAACUGGCAAACUACCAUCCAAUACAUCAAGGACCCUCCAGCUGAAUAUGCCGAAAAGGUACAAGAGCCUUACGACUUCGCCUCCGAGUACGAGAGGAUCUACGAGCAGGCUAAAAGCGGCUCUUAUGUUAACGAGUACGCCUUUGGCUACGAGCUCUACCGUGCUUUCCAGAGGACUCAUGAUGGUCACUUUGUAAUAUACCCGGACAGCGUACAGGGAAUCUUCUCAUUCGGAAGAACUACCCCCCUUGUCUCGGUCUCGAUUGAUGGAAAGAGCAUACCAGAGGUCUAUCUCUAUUCCGAUAUUAUGGCUGCAACUGUGGGCAAUGCCACAUUCGAGCCAUCUCCAAUUACACUCAUUGACGGCCGCGACUCCACCGAAUACCUCCUCGAAUGGUCUCAGUAUGGCAGUCUGCAAGAUCGCGACGCUCUAUGGAACAACAUGUUCUAUCUGCUGCAGACUGUAUCGCUGGGCUCUGCCGGUUCCGGUAUGGGCACGUUCUCCGGAGGUGGCAGAGGACGCUGGAUCUACCCAGGUCCGGAUACGACCUUGACCUUUAAAAAUGGAUCUUCCAUUACCAACGAGAACUUUGCGCGAGUUCUUGUGCCUUUCGACAACAUCACGAGCGGCGCUGACAUCUAUUCGGAGUACUUCACUCCUGAGGAGAUCAACUCGGCACUUGAGCUUGCUACAUCGUCGUCAUCCUCCAUGACCUCUGCAACAGCCACAUCGACCAGCUCUACUACAAGCUCGUCUACCGCCACGUCAAUUCCAGCUCCGGGCUUCCCAUCUCCCAUCGCACGUACAGGCAACAAUCUCAACUCUGGCUAUUUCUUAGAGGGCGAAGGUUACGACGACGUGGCCGUUCUUUCGCUCGCUUCUUUCGGCCAAUCGACUCCAGAUCCCGGUGAUUUCCAAGCCGUCAACACCUAUCUGAUCGACCAAGCUGUUGCGAAUAACAAGACAAAGUUGAUUCUUGAUCUGUCGGCCAACGGUGGUGGAAUCAUUCUGCAGGGCUAUGACCUCUUCAAAUUACUCUUCCCAUCCAAGCUGCCAUACGGUGCCACUCGCUUCCGUGCACACGAAGCAUUCGACUACAUUGGACAGGAGAGCAGCUACUUCAGCGGGCUAGUGCCAAGAGAWCUCAAAGCAAACGAAUCGACUCGCGCAAUUGUCAGCUCAUUCGCCAAUUACCGGACCGAUGUGGAUGUCAACUACGAGAACUUUGACUCGUGGGCCGACAAGUACGGGCCUGAGCAUCUCCUCAGCACCCCGGGAGACGAUAACUUCACAAACAUCAUUCGAUGGAACAUGAGCGAUGUCUUGACUCCCGAGAACUCUGGUGGAAUUUACAUCUCGGGCUACAACAAUCGCACCAACAUCACUCAGCAACCGUUCGCCGCUGAAAACAUUGUGAUUGUGACCGAUGGCUACUGCGCGUCCACAUGCACUAUCUUCAGCGAGCUGAUGAAGCAGCAAGCGGGUGUAAAGAGCAUCGCCCUUGGAGGACGACCCAAUACCGAUAUCAUCCAGGCGAUUGGAGGCGUAAAGGGAACUAACAGCUUCCCCAUGGACUUCAUCCUCUCAACCGUACUGGUCCCUUUCACGUACGAGUACAUUCACUCGCGAGAAUUCUACCAGAACACUGAGCUUGGAAAGUACACCGACCUAGUAUUGUCGCGAACCAUCAGCUCAGUGACCAACGCCAGGGACGGCUAUCGCGAGGGCGAUGAAGAGAAUGUGCCUUUACAAUUUGUGUACGAAAAGGCCGACUGCAGAAUCUACUACACCCCAGCUAUGGCUGUCGAUCAAGUGGCAGCAUGGAAGACAUAUGCGGAUGCCGCUUUCAAUGGUGUGGAACACUGUGUGGCUGGAAGCUUGAUGUCCCCUGGAGGAUAUGGCAAUGACAAGCGCGGCUUGCGUACCGCCAAGCCGCAUGCGGUGCGGAGAUCACUGGAUCUUUCGGUGCACCACGAUGCCAUGUCGAACGUGUGGACUGGGAGGGGCGGAAUUACUGUGGGAGGCGAUUCGGUUAUGAUCCCGUAG